This is a messenger RNA of Phoenix dactylifera (date palm), 1907 nucleotides long. Lineage: Eukaryota; Viridiplantae; Streptophyta; Magnoliopsida; Arecales; Arecaceae. The record is from RefSeq and is a predicted model, not a curated record.
GCAAGAUCAAGAUCUUUCGCCGGCUCACCGCCGGAUUCCUCCCGGCUAAGAAUCGACCUCCGAUCACGACCGUGUUGAUACGAUGGAGAAGGCUUCUGGCUCUCCGUCAUCCCCAGCAUCUCUAAGGUGGGAGAUCCUUCGCCGUUCGUUCCUCUCUCGCUCUUCUCCCGAACCCGGAGGAGACCUUCUGUUGCUUUCAAGAAUCGAGGCAUAUUGUGCUUUGGUUGAAUCGGUCCGAGUAACCCCUAAUAGCGCACCAGCAAUAGCAUCAACUUGCAAGCACAGCUUCUAGUUAUUGGUAAAUCGAGCCUGCCUGCUUCACCAUGAACCCUGAUUUCGGGGAUGCUUUCAAUUUCUUGCAGAGGAAGCUAGACUCGCGUGGAUGAAUCGAAAAGAAAAGCUUAUUGUGAAAAGACAACAUCUUUCUCGUUAACUCUUUGAUGUAUUUAAGAGAUUAAAUAUUCCAUAUAAAAAGCGCUCCUUAUUUCAUGAUAGAAGGUUUUUUUUUUCCUAAAAAAAAUUGCCUGCUAUAACAAGUCAACAAUUUUUAGGGGCAAAAAAAAAGAGAGAAAAAAAAGUAUGCAAAUGUUAAUAACAGCUGGUAAAACGAUAUAUAUGGUUAUUGAGCUUCUGAUGACCCGAUAAUGGUGGGAAUAUUGGAGGUUAGAAUUAUUGCCCUAGUGCUGGCCCUGCUUACAUGUUAUGGUUUGCAGAUCAUGCAUCUCAAAAGAGCACCAAAAUCGUAUCCAGAAAGGCAGCUGGUGGCUUUAAAUUGAUCUCGUGUCACCCACUAAGGGGCCAUUUAUCAGAAGACUUGGGCACUUCACCCAGAACAAAAGAUCUAGCUGGUCACAGAGAUGUGUGCAUUUGUUACAAGUUGCCAGUGGCAAGUGUUCCAAAUCUUACUUUAGUGUUCAAAAUACCACAAGCUGGCCCCACCUCAACUGAUGGUCGAUGUGGGAUAUCUUAUCCUUUUGCCAUGCUGACAAAGUGUAUUGACCGGUACACUUGCCAAAGAAUGGAAGACUGCAUUGACCUAAAUGAUUUUCAGAUCUCUACGGGAUAUAGCAUUGACACAACAGGGCUUGUAUGUUGUUGGCCGUCAGAAGAUGUCCUUGCUUAUUUCUGUAUAAGCCACCUAGACAUGUUCAGGUCCAAAAGAGUACUUGAACUUGGAUCAGGCUAUGGAUUAGCUGGAUUGGCUAUUGCAGCAAGCUCAGAUGCUUGUGAGGUAGUAAUUUCUGAUGGAAAUCCACAGGUUGUUGAUUAUAUUCAGCGUAACAUAAGUGUCAAUGCUGGAGCUUUUGGGAAUACAAAAGUGAAAUCAAUGACAUUGCACUGGAAUGAAGAGCCAGCUUCAGAUAUAUUGAAUUCCUUUGAUAUUAUUGUUGCAAGUGACUGUACUUUCUUUAAGGAAUUCCAUGAAAGCCUUGCUCGUAUAGUCAAAUCCUUGUUGAAAUAUUCAGAGGGCUCUGAAGCUAUUUUUCUCAGCCCUAAGAGAGGUGAUUCACUGGACAAGUUUUUAGAAAAUAUCAUGGAGGCUGGCUUGCAAUAUGAAUUAGUUGAGAAAUAUGACAGCCGAGUGUGGAAUCUUCAUCAGAAUUUCCUAGAAGGUAGAGACACCUCGUGGCCCAACUAUCUCAAAGAUCACUGCUACCCUUUGUUGGUAAAGAUCACUCAUCAUGAACCUGAACAACCCUGUCAUCUCUCGUUGUAAUGUCAUUUCGAACGUCAAUGCAAGGUCUGCAAAGGAAGUUGUGUUCAUGAUUUUGACUUUUAUUAAUCAGAACAAGUAUAUAGAAAUUAAGAUUUUUUUUUUGUGCAGUUGCUGGGCUCCUUAUUGUCAUUCUUAUUCUUGACAUGCUUCAUGGUUAAGAUCAAUCAUCAAUGGGUAAAAUUAUUAAUCA